CCCGCCGAUCCUCGCCCCGCCGCCGCCGCCGCCGCCGCCGCAGCCUCCACGCCCGCUCCCGUCGGUCGCCGCUCCGGAUCCGCGCCCCUCGACGCCGCCGAGCUCCGUCCCCGCCCGCCUGGGGCCGCUGAAAGAUGAUAAACCUUUUUAAGAUCAAGGGGCAGAAGAAGGAAGAGGCAGCCAACUCAAAUGGAGGGCCUCCUGUUAAGAAGCAAAGUCCAGGGGAAUUACGUCUCCAUAAAGAUAUUGCUGAGCUUAACCUUCCAAAGACGACUAAAAUUUCCUUCCCAAAUGGGAAGGAUGAUCUCAUGAACUUUGAAGCUACUCUACGACCUGAUGAAGGAUACUAUCUAGGCGGGUCAUUCACUUUCACCUUCCAAGUAUCUCCUUCCUACCCUCACGAGGCUCCGAAGGUCAAAUGCAAAACUAAGGUUUACCAUCCCAAUAUUGACCUAGAAGGAAAUGUGUGCCUGAACAUUCUGCGUGAAGACUGGAAGCCUGUCUUGAAUAUCAACACCAUUAUCUAUGGUUUAAACCUUCUUUUCUCACAACCCAACGACGAGGACCCCUUGAAUCAUGAAGCCGCGGCCGUCCUCCGGGACAACCCGCAGAAGUUCCAGAGAAACGUUCAGAUGGCAAUGUCGGGAGGCUAUGUCGAUAACACCCAUUUCCCAAGGUGCAAGUAAGGCGGCCGGGCGGGCCUGCUAUGUGCUUGCUUCUGGCUUGCGCCCACCUACCCUACCCUAGCCCUGAAUGCCAAACCAUUGCACAAUCUGAAGAAAUGCGGGCGGCAUACCCAGGAAAUGUAUCUAUCAUACUUGUUUGUGUCAAGAAGAUGUGACUGCUAUUGUGCUUGUUUGGUGGAUGUUCUGGAAUUGUCGUGUAACAUGAAGAAGAAAUGGGGUGACGUUAUGUAGCGAAACUCGCCUGUAUUGAGCUGAAAAUUAAGUCACGGGUGUUGAUCUGUCACGAACUGAA
This is a messenger RNA of Triticum dicoccoides, 978 nucleotides long. Its product is annotated as NEDD8-conjugating enzyme Ubc12-like. Bases 135 to 686 code for a protein of 183 amino acids. Lineage: Eukaryota; Viridiplantae; Streptophyta; Magnoliopsida; Poales; Poaceae. The record is from RefSeq and is a predicted model, not a curated record. The transcript has 6 exons.